Trametes versicolor FP-101664 SS1 is the source of this 749-nucleotide messenger RNA. RefSeq lists its product as uncharacterized. The record is from RefSeq and is a predicted model, not a curated record. Bases 22 to 621 code for a protein of 199 amino acids. The transcript has 2 exons. Lineage: Eukaryota; Fungi; Basidiomycota; Agaricomycetes; Polyporales; Polyporaceae.
GGCCACAAGCAAGUCUGCAAAAUGUUCUCGGUCCACAAGGAGCGUGCGGCGAGCAUCUCCGGCAACCCGAAUGCGUGGUCGCACCUCGCGACGUUCAUCGAGUACCACCACGCGACUCUCAUCAACUGUACCCUCGCCUGCUACCUCAGAGCGAUGCCGGAGAUUCCCACUGUUGCCACGUCGCAUUUCCUCCUCAUCUCUCUCCUGUACAGAAACGACCCGACUCGCCGCCCUCAGGACCAGUUCGAGGUCCGAGGCAUGCACCUGGAGGACAGGAACGACCCCGCACAGCCGCCGACCUUCAAGAUCCUCAUGACCGACCGCGCCGCCGCCGUCGAGAUGGGCAAGAAGGAGUUUGGCGACGACUACUGGGGCACGGGCGCAUACGUGCUCAUGGUUAAGUUCGCGCCCAGCCCUCUGGCGGGCGCGCUCCCGUUCUGGAAGCACUUCGGCAUCGACAAGGAGCACGCGCGCGCGACGCCCGCGCGCACGCACCCGUGGGACCAGCUCCGGGAGAACGUCCACGAGGGGAAGCGGCAGAAGUUCUGCUGCGGGCGGGUCGAGGGCCUCCCGACGUGCUGCUGUGGCGGAUGGACGCAUGAGCAGGACACGGCUUCCUGAUCGCCUUGAUCCAUUCACCAUCUAUCGCAUUCGUACUUGAUAAAUCCAUCACAUGUCCAACAUGGCUUGUCUCGACGUAGCCAUACACCGUAUGUAGGAUUUAGUGGAGUGCAAGAAGUCGAAACAGC